GGCCUUUGCGUCGUCGACUUCGACUUUUUCCACCAGAAAUGCCACUUCGUUUUUCCGUAGAUCUACGUCUCCCACUCGCGUCAAUCUUCAAGGUUCUUCUUCUCCGUCGGCGUCGUCUGUGCGGUUUUCACUCGAUCGAUCCAUUUCUCCGAAUCGGCCUCUCUCCGUUUUGACUCGUAGCAGUGGGAGUCAAGUAGUGAAGAGGCAGGGCAACCAGAAGAGGACCUGCAUGUGCUCUCCGACCACGCAUCCUGGUUCGUUCCGGUGUAGUCUCCACAAAGGCCAUCCGUCGCAGCCUUCGACUCCUUACUCAUCUAAUCGCCUCAACGCUCGGAGAUCGGCGAUGACGAACUCUCUGGUCAGAAUCGGAGGAGUUGAAGGCGAUUUGGUGAAGCGGGCCUUGGCGUCUCUCAUCCGGCCUUCGUCUCACAGUCAAAGGCGCCGAGCGGAUUUCCGUCCGAGGCAAAGCAGGCUUUCAAUCAUGUCGAAAGCGGAGGAUCUGUGAUGGAGAUUUUGGUACGUUGGCCAAUAUUCUCUGGUUUAUUAAUCUUUUUACCUCUUCUCUGAGUUUUCGACGACGAAGACGGCGGAUUCCGACCACAGGUUCGACGCUAUUGACGAACCUUAGCGUAAGGACACGGAAAUGGAGACGAAGCAUGGGAAAUCGGAUCUGGUUGCCUCUCCAGUGUACCUCGCUGCCCGGUGUUCAUUAGAGAACCUAUAUAACUUUGUGUACAUACAGAAUAUAUAUAUAUAUGGAAGAUAUAUACAGUUGCCACGGGAUUGAUAACAAUUCGUGGAGCUUCUGAGCCCUAAUUUUUCAACAAUUUCAAAAAUAACCUUAAUUCACUCCUUAA
Molecule: messenger RNA, 857 nt
Organism: Momordica charantia (bitter melon)
Lineage: Eukaryota; Viridiplantae; Streptophyta; Magnoliopsida; Cucurbitales; Cucurbitaceae
Source: RefSeq, a predicted model, not a curated record